This is a messenger RNA of Saccharomycodes ludwigii, 438 nucleotides long. RefSeq lists its product as uncharacterized. Gene Ontology annotation, cellular component: nucleolus. The transcript has a single exon. The record is from RefSeq and is a predicted model, not a curated record. Gene Ontology annotation, biological process: rRNA processing; negative regulation of transcription by RNA polymerase II. NCBI's taxonomy places the organism in Eukaryota, Fungi, Ascomycota, Saccharomycetes, Saccharomycodales, Saccharomycodaceae. The coding region runs from base 1 to 438 and encodes 145 amino acids. Gene Ontology annotation, molecular function: DNA binding.
AUGGUUACAUUUAAUUGCGAAGUUUGUAAUGAAACUGUCCCCAAGAAAUCCACUGAAAAACAUUAUUACAGAUGUCCUAAUGCUUAUUAUACUUGCAUUGAUUGUAACAAAACAUUCGAUGAUGGUGUAAGUUAUACGAAACAUAUACAAUGCAUAACAGAGGAUGAAAAAUACCAAAAGAGUUUAUACAAGGGAAACGGUAAAAAAGAAAAGAAAAAAAACAAUAAAAUCACCAAGAAACAAGAGACAAAACCAAUUGAAGAAAAAAAAAAACAGGAGGAAAAUAAACCAGAUAAAUCAGUUCAUAAACUUUCCACCAAAUUAGUCAAGGGUCAAUCUUUAUAUAAAGUUAUGAAGUCUAUCAAAAGUAAAGAUGAAAAAAAAGAAUUACUGAAAUGUUUAGUAGCCGACGAGGAUGGGAAAUUCGAAUUUAAAUAA